Messenger RNA from Microbotryum saponariae, 893 nucleotides. The record is from the annotation of a GenBank genome assembly. NCBI's taxonomy places the organism in Eukaryota, Fungi, Basidiomycota, Microbotryomycetes, Microbotryales, Microbotryaceae.
AUGGAACGACCAACACCCCGCGUCAACAGUGUCGGAUUGAGUCAGAUGGGUCAGUGCAUGGGCUGAACCGCAUGAUCGUGAACGAUGUUGUGGGUCGCACAGGCGCAUUUCGGAGCUGACACCUCGCUCACUGUGCCAUCGUUCGUCCGGACACAGGAGCUGGCAAGGUCGUGCGAGUGGUUGGCAAGGUCAUCAGCGUGAGCUUCUGAUUGAAAGCGGAUCGCCGACUUUGGGUUGCUGAUGGACAUGGCCCUCACCCGACUCCCAUCCAGUUGGACGGCGACUACGCGGUGCUCGAACUGAGUGACGGUGGCCAAGUCCGAGUCAAGCUCAGUCGAGUCAGUUUGUCCCUCUACCACCGCGGUCCAAUGCAAAAGAAGUCAUUCCAGAUUCAGAUCUCGCUGACUGGAUGCCAUAACCUGGGGACCGAUUCAACAGUCGGCGAACUUGGCGGACACUUACGUCGAGGUGAUUGGCAAGAUUGAUGGCGAAGGGUCGAUGAGUGAAUUGAGCAGGUUGGUUGCAGUCCGUACAGGCUCCAUGCGCGUCAUGACGAGUUCACUGACCCUUUUUGCUUGUAUUACAUGGCAUAGUUGCAACAUGGGGGCCAGUAUCGGUGCGUCUGGUCGGAUCGUUGCGUGGACCAGAGCGCGUCGCAACGCGUCGAGUGCGUAGACUAAUUGUUUUGCCUUCCUGCAUCGAUCUAUCGCGUCAUCUAUCCCAGACAUGCCUUUGCUGGAGAAGGUCACUGAACUCUGGGUAAGUACCGAUCUGAGCCGAAGAUGCUUUCAUCCGUUCUGAAUGUAGAAGGAGGCUCACCGAACUGCCCUUCGUGCUCACUGGCAUGGCUACAGGCCCAAUACCCCAACAUCUUCCCGUCCGAGAACGAGUAG